UAAAAGGGGGAAUCAGCAAAAAGUACUUCUGCUGGCUACAACUCUGACCCUUUGACUGCUCAAGAACCUGGAUGAAUGAAGAUCUUCAUUGGCGCUCAUCUCCACUCGUAAAGAACAUGAAUGCUAUAAAGGAAGAGGAUAUCUAUGACUUUCUACCAGAGCAUUUGUCUACGGACAUGAAAGGUAGUGGUACUUGCACACCAACUUGCAAAGAAGAACCAUGUUUGUCGCAUGAAAUUAAAGGAGAGAAGUUUCAAGUCAUGCCAUUUAGUGGUCAUGAGAGCACUUCUACAAUUCAGCCAUCAACUCCAUCACAACAGGGAAUGUCUAUGAAGCUGAUUAAAGAGGAAGACAUUUAUGAUUUCCUCCCAGAAUAUUUGUACAGAACUAAGGAGGAAGAGAAUGAAACUUACAUAGCAGACGUGAAAGAAGAAGCCCUGGACAUGAAAAGGGAAUCAGAGUUUUCUCGAACGGAACACAAUGCACACACGGCUCCAACAGGUGAACACCAGACAGCUCAUAAUAACACAGACCAACACAAAUGUCCCACAUGUGGGAAAGCAUUUGGACGAAAGUCUACUCUCAAGCGGCAUCAGAUAAUCCAUACUGGGGAAAGGCCUUACCAGUGUGCAGCAUGUGGAAAAGACUUUACAGAAAAAGGUUCCCUCAUCAUCCAUCAGAGAAUCCAUACUGGGGAAAAACCAUUUCAGUGUUCAGCAUGUGAUGCAGCCUUUUCACAAAGCAGCUCUUUAGCUUAUCAUCAGAUAAGCCAUACUGGAGAAAGCGCUCACCAGUGUGAUAAAUGUGGAAAAGGCUUUACAAGGAAAAGUCAUCUCAUCAUCCAUCAGAGAAGCCAUACUGGAGAAAGCGCUCACCAGUGUGAUAAAUGUGGAAAAGGCUUUAAACAGAAAGGUCACCUUACCGGUCAUCAGAGAAAACAUACUGGGAAAAGGCCUUACCAGUGUACUACAUGUGGUGCAGCCUUUUCACAAAGCAGCUCUUUAGCUGAUCAUCAGAUAAGCCAUACUGGAGAAGGCUCUCACCAGUGUGAUAAAUGUGGAAAAUGCUUUAUAAGGAAAAGUCUUCUCAUCAUCCAUAAGAGAAUCCAUACUGGAGAAAGGCCAUACCAAUGUAAUACGUGUGGAAAAGACUUUAAACAGAAAAGUCACCUUACCAGUCAUCAGAGAAAACAUACUGGGAAAAGGCCUUACCAGUGUACUACAUGUGGAAAAGGAUUUAGACAGAAAACUCACCUCAUCACGCAUCAGAGAACCCAUACUGGAGAAAAGCCUUAGCAUUGUGCCAUGUGGGAAAGGCUUUGCAU
Engraulis encrasicolus (European anchovy) is the source of this 1324-nucleotide messenger RNA. RefSeq names its product zinc finger protein 300-like. Gene Ontology annotation, biological process: regulation of transcription by RNA polymerase II. Gene Ontology annotation, molecular function: DNA-binding transcription factor activity, RNA polymerase II-specific; RNA polymerase II transcription regulatory region sequence-specific DNA binding. The coding region runs from base 72 to 1295 and encodes 407 amino acids. Gene Ontology annotation, cellular component: nucleus. NCBI's taxonomy places the organism in Eukaryota, Metazoa, Chordata, Actinopteri, Clupeiformes, Engraulidae. The record is from RefSeq and is a predicted model, not a curated record. The transcript is spliced from 2 exons.